AUGAAGCACCGGUGCUUUUCCAUUGUCUUUAUUCUCCUCGUUCUUGCUCACGUGACAGUGUUUGACACGAUUGUCUUAGCCAAAGAUGUAAAACUUCCGUCCCUAAAACUAAAAGCCACCCCUUUUUCCAAGGCCAAGCCGCAUUCUCGAUCACCAUGCCUGCCAAAAAUAUUACCUCCCCAAGAUUACCUGUCCACUACCUACUAUCUUACUUCAUGUCCUGACCUGGAAGGCAUCAUCCAGAACAAAAUCAAUGCUUGGAUUCAGAGGGAUUACACCACAGCUGCUAGCAUCAUCCGCUUGCAUUUCCAUGACUGCGCUGUUCGGGGAUGCGACGCUUCAAUUUUACUAAACCAUGCAGGGAGCGAAAGGAGAGCAGAGGUGAGUAAGACACUUAGAGGUUUUGAAGUGAUAGAUGAGAUCAAGGCAGAGGUAGAAAAGAGGUGUCCUAAGACUGUGUCAUGCGCUGACAUCCUCACUGCUGCCGCCAGAGAUGCCAUGGUAAUGGUGGGAGGUCCAUUCUGGGAAGUCCCUUUUGGAAGAAAAGAUGGAACAAUUUCGCAUGGAAGGGAAGCCCACAUGGUUCCCCAGGGCCACGAAAAUGUUACUGCCUUAAUCGAAUUCUUCCAAUCACGGGGCCUUAAUAUACUUGACUUGGUCAUUCUCUCGGGGUCGCACACAAUUGGAAGAAGUACUUGCAAUUCCAUUCGACCAAGGCUAUCUUACUUCAAAAACACUGUCAUGGCUGAACCUCCAAUUGAUGUCAAAUAUUUAAAUUUUUUGAAGAAACAGUGUAGACGGGAUUCCAACUAUGCCAACCUUGACGCUACGACUCCUACAACUUUUGACUCGAUGUACUACACCAAUCUAGAAAAGAAGCGGGGAUUACUAUUGACAGAUCAAUUGCUCCACUCGGAUGCACGCACUGCACCCAUUGUUGCUGCGUUAGCACCUCAACCCCAGCUUUUCAUUAGCCAGUUUGCGGUGUCAAUGGUGAAGCUCGGAAAUGUUCAACUUCUUACUGGUAAAAACCAAGGCGAGAUAAGACGGAAUUGUAAUUAUGUCAAUCCUUGA
This is a messenger RNA of Ilex paraguariensis (yerba mate), 1074 nucleotides long. NCBI's taxonomy places the organism in Eukaryota, Viridiplantae, Streptophyta, Magnoliopsida, Aquifoliales, Aquifoliaceae. The record is from the annotation of a GenBank genome assembly.